AUGGAAGUAACUCCCCCAACAGUACGCAAUUCCUUUAUCUCUUUAUGUUUGGUAAAUGCUCAAUCAAUAAGAAACAAAACAAUUGAUUUGGUUGAAUAUGUCUGUGAAAACAAAUUCGAUCUCGUUGCUAUAACUGAAACCUGGUUACGUAAUAUUGAUGAUGCGAUUACAGUUGAGCUCUGCCCUGGCGGUUACAAGUUCGCAGAAUUCCCUCGUGUUAGGUGUGGCGGCGGAGGCAUUGGACUUCUUUAUAAGAACAAUCUUAGAGUUACCACAAUUAGGUCAGGUGAAGAAGAUUCUUUCAAAUACUUAGAGUUACUAGCAGAAGUAUCGAGUUCUCGCAAGUUAAGAGGCAUCUAUAGACCGUCAUACUCAGAAUAUCAUAAGGUCUCCAUUGGCACUUUCAUUAGACAGUUCUCUAACUAUAUGCAAUCCGUUAUUUAUCAAAGGAACACCAGCUCGUUUUAG
Messenger RNA from Paramuricea clavata, 468 nucleotides. Lineage: Eukaryota; Metazoa; Cnidaria; Anthozoa; Malacalcyonacea; Plexauridae. The record is from the annotation of a GenBank genome assembly.